CUUGCUCCUACCCCGCCCAUCUGCCCGGCUGGGAAGCUAAAAUAAUAAAAUGCUGAUCUGACACACUCUUCUGGCUGCCUCGCCUGUGCCCUGCCCGCUGGGUUCACACCGCUCAGAAAAAAGGCAGCGGCUGACACAGCCCACCAAAGCUCCAGCCUCCUUUUUCUGCAUCACCGGAGAGACGUAACCUUUGCAACAAGCUGCACCAGCCAUGACUUCCUACCAGAAAGAGCUGGAGAAAUAUCGAGAUAUCGAUGAAGACAAGAUCCUGAAGGAAAUGUCGCCGGAGGAGCUGGCUCAGCUGGAUCUCGAGCUCCAGGAAAUGGACCCCGAAAACGUGCUGCUCCCAGCCGGGCUACGCCAACGAGACCAGACCAAGAAGAGUCCCACUGGACCGCUGGAUCGAGACGCCCUCAUGCAGCAUCUAGAGAAGCAGGCGCUGGAGGCGAAGGAGCGGGAAGAUCUGGUGCCCUUCACCGGCGAGAAGAAAGGAAAACCUUUUAUUCCAAAGAACCCCAAGAGAGAAAUCCCCAAAGAAGAGCAGAUCACACUGGAACCUGAGCUAGAGGAGGCCUUAGCAAAUGCCACUGAUGCAGAAAUGUGCGAUAUUGCAGCCAUCCUGGGCAUGUACACACUCAUGAGCAACAAACAAUACUAUGACGCCAUCUGCAGCGGCAACAUCUCGAACACGGAAGGCAUCAACAGCGUGGUGCAGCCGGAUAAGUACAAGCCCGUCCCAGAUGAGCCCCCGAACCCUACCAAUGUGGAAGAGACCUUGACGAAAAUCCAGAGCAACGCCAAAGAUCUGGAGGAGGUGAACCUUAAUAACAUUAAGGACAUUCCCAUUCAGACACUGAAACAAAUUUGUGAAGCCAUGAAAAGCAACACUCAAGUGAAGAAGUUAAGCCUGGUGGCCACUCGGAGUAAUGACCCCGUGGCACAUGCUUUGGCUGAGAUGCUGAAGGAGAACAAAACCCUCCAAAGCCUCAAUAUCGAAUCCAACUUCAUCACCAGUGCUGGAAUGAUGGAAGUAAUUAAAGCCAUGAAGCAGAACACCACACUCUGCGAACUCAAGGUGGACAACCAGCGCCAGCGGCUGGGGGACUCUGUGGAGAUGGAGAUGGCCGCCAUGCUAGAAAACUGUCCUUCCAUUAUCCGGUUUGGCUAUCACUUCACGCAGCAAGGACCAAGGGCCAGGGCUUCGUUCGCCAUAACCAGAAACAACGAAUUACGCCGCAAGCAGAAGAAAACAUAAUGACCCACUCCGUGACAGACUCCAGAGUGUCCUUAGCUCCCUCACGUGCCUAAAAAAAAGAUCCUUCACGCUCCAGCUGCUCCCAAGACCAAACCUGGAGCUGCAGACAGAAUUUUUUUUUUUUUAAGCCAAAGAUUUAUCAAAUACAUUUUUGCCCUGCUGUCCUCCUCAACUUGUACGCCACCUCGCUCUUACAAUCUCAGGUUUCUUCCCUUUCCUCUCUCAGCAUCGUAGUGCCAUGCCCCAAAUUUCAAUUACCUCUGUAAAUAAAGAGAUUUCAGAAAGGUA
Messenger RNA from Hemicordylus capensis (graceful crag lizard), 1543 nucleotides. It is a transcript of the gene TMOD4, whose product is annotated as tropomodulin 4. Gene Ontology annotation, biological process: pointed-end actin filament capping; muscle contraction; myofibril assembly. The transcript has 10 exons. The record is from RefSeq and is a predicted model, not a curated record. The coding region runs from base 212 to 1255 and encodes 347 amino acids. NCBI's taxonomy places the organism in Eukaryota, Metazoa, Chordata, Lepidosauria, Squamata, Cordylidae. Gene Ontology annotation, molecular function: tropomyosin binding. Gene Ontology annotation, cellular component: striated muscle thin filament; myofibril.